AUGCACUCCAACACCUUUCUUUCUCUGAUCGCGAUUUGUGUUUACCAAUUCCUCACAGGUGUCAGUUCAGCAAGUACGCCAAACCACCAAUUACCAGUCGUCAACAUGAGCCCUUUGAAGAUCAAUCUAUUAGAUGGACACGUGAAAUGUUAUAAACCAGGCAAACAUCAUCAUGCUAUGUCAGUAGACGACUGUCUGGGAUUGACAAAUAGUGCCAAGGUUGAAGAAUUCAAGCCUCUACCCAAAUGGACUGUGGAGUGGGGUUACAGAGACUGCGCUCUUACCUUUGCAAACUCGGCUAAAGCAAUCAGUAUACCUAGGUUCACUACAAAUGAUGUAGUUACUCUUUUGGAUAUCAUAAGUAGGGUGUGUCCUCUAGACGAUCGCAACCUUCAAUACGGAGGUCAAUAUACUAUCACAAGUAUUGCUGGAAAGAAAAUAUUUCCUAUUCAAAUCAGUUUACAAAACUCUAAAGAUCCACAAUGUUACAGAGAUGAAAGGACCACUGAAUGCGAUACUGUGAACAACGGUCUUUGA
This is a messenger RNA of Melampsora larici-populina 98AG31, 537 nucleotides long. RefSeq lists its product as uncharacterized. The record is from RefSeq and is a predicted model, not a curated record. The transcript is spliced from 8 exons. Bases 1 to 537 code for a protein of 178 amino acids. Lineage: Eukaryota; Fungi; Basidiomycota; Pucciniomycetes; Pucciniales; Melampsoraceae.